AUGUUGCUGUCCUCGGAAAGGCGGCAAGCGAGGCAGCCGGAACUUCGGCGAAAGUACAACGACUUCCUGACGGAGUAUUUGGCGCUGGACCACAUGGAGAUCGUCCCACGAGGGCACGCAGCUCCUAGUGAGGCGUACUACAUGCCACAUCACGCCGUCUUUAAGGCGUCUGAUCCGGCGUCAAAGAUCCGUGUAGUUUUCAACGCCUCUGCCCGUACUACAUCAACUUACUCCCUGAACGACUGCCUGCUACCAGGGCCGCGACUCCAGGCGGAUCUUUGGCUGGUCAUCACUCGAUGGCGCAUGUUCCGAGUCGGCUUUUUGGCAGACAUUGUCAAAAUGUUUCGCCAGGUCCGGAUCCAUAAGGAGGAUGCAGAUCUUCAGCGCAUAGUCUGGCGCCCGGAGCUAACGGGAGAAGUCCGUGACUUCCGUCUCUUAACAGUAACUUACGGAGCACGGGAGUUACAGAACCAGCUGGUGGCUAUACUUCGAGAGGGCGGCUUCGCCCUGAGCAAGUGGGCGUCCAACGAUCCGUCCCUCUGUAUCAGAACCGGACAGGAGGAAUGCGUGCUUCCGGCGGGCGAAGUGGUCAGCGCACUUGGCAUUCGGUGGGACCCAGCUGCCGAUACCCUUACGUUAAAGGUGACUUUACCCUCGGAUCACAAGGCCGUCACGAAGAGGGUGGCGCUCUCCGAAGUGGCUCGUUUGUUUGACCCCUUGGGAUGGGUCGCACCGGUCUUAAUCUUCGGUAAGAUCUUCAUUCAAGAUCUGCGGGUGCGAGGAUGUGACUGGGACGAGCCUCUGGACACGGAGUUGAAGCGUUUAUAG
Messenger RNA from Nylanderia fulva, 828 nucleotides. The record is from RefSeq and is a predicted model, not a curated record. NCBI's taxonomy places the organism in Eukaryota, Metazoa, Arthropoda, Insecta, Hymenoptera, Formicidae.